AAGACAUGGCGGGAAAGCUGCUUUUUAGAGCUCUUCUAUGCGUCGCUUGUUUCUCUGUGCUAAAAUGCAACUGCUGGGGAUGUGGAAGAAGGGCCGCCAGCAUCAGAAAGUUAUUUUCUACGAACGAACCAAUAUGGAUAUACAGCACCUCUGGGCCCACCCAAUUAAGGUGUUUAGUGGACGUGGUGGAUAUAAAGGAAGGAAUGUCCGUAAACUUCACACGAUCAUGCUACAAUCGCGGCCACAAGUUAUCUAGGUCAUUUCAAGGAAUAUUUGAUGAGCACCGAAAAAAGUACAUGGAGGUGGAAACUUCAGAUUCUGCAUUCAAGUUUCACGAGGAUCUGCUCUUUAUGAGCGAUGACAACAGCUGUGCAGUGGUUAUGAGCACAACGAAUGUUUGCGGCAGACUUCGCAGAUACGACCUGAGAAUUAGGAAUGCCUUCAUCACAAAGCCUCCGCAGAAGAAUUGUCUGACAUGGUUCCAGAAGUACGAGAAGCAUGGAAUUUUUAUCUACGACCCAAGCUGCCAGCAUAUACUAGCGCAACGUGGAAAAUCGCAGCCAUAUGAGCAGGAACAAGAACGUUGCAAAGCUGGAGUUCAUUGACUCUCUCGUGUAGUCACGAGAGAGUCGCUGCCAGGAAACUACUCACAUAUGCAACUGUAAAAAAUGCAAAAACACAGGUGAAUUUGGGAAACAUGAAAGGACGUUUAUAUAUGUGCUUUGAGAGGCAAGAAAUAUAAAUAUUUGUAUACGGGACGGCAAAAAUCUUUUUUUAUAAUGAAGAGCCUCGCUCUCUUCCCUCUGUACGAAGC
This is a messenger RNA of Dermacentor andersoni, 814 nucleotides long. RefSeq lists its product as uncharacterized. The record is from RefSeq and is a predicted model, not a curated record. Lineage: Eukaryota; Metazoa; Arthropoda; Arachnida; Ixodida; Ixodidae.